GUAUACAUAAGAUGUAAAACACGAGCCUACAAGGUAGUAAGCACUAAGCAAUUAAUAGUGAAAAUGAAGAUCCAAGAUAUAUCGAGAAGUGAUGCAUGUCAACGUAACCGUACUUGUGAGAUCCAAUCAUCCAACACACGAGCAAGCAUAGGAUGACCACUUAAAAAAAUCCAAAACCAUAACUAGGAGUUUGCUCAAAGAAUGAUUGAGACAGCGCACGUGAAACAACCUUAACAAGCAUGGGGAUUGGAUCUAACCCUGCCAUGCCACUCUUGCUAAUGAAGAACCGAAAGAUGAGGUGGUUUUGUGUGAUCAAAGCAGAAACCUACCCAACAUGUGCAUUGAAAAAAGCGCACAAACUAUGAUCACAAAGCGGUCAACAAAGAAAGAAAGAGAAAGGGAGGUGUUGACUGCGGCAUCUUGUGGGUGAGCUACCUGCCUCUCUCACACGCACAAUAUAGCGUUGAAUUCUUUAAUAUAAUCAUGCGCCUUUGAUGGAUGCUCUUUGGGCCUCUUUACCCAUGUUACCCCUAUUGCAUGCAAUUUCAAUUGCCAUAACAUAACCCCCUUUAUAUAUAAAAAGAAUAGGGAGCUACAACCAAAAAUAUGCACACAAGAAAACAAAAAGCAAAAGAAAAUAUUUCCUUUUUGCUUUGUCUCAAAGAAUUGAAAGACUGGUAGAGUGUGUUUCUCUAAGAGAAAACAAUGGGACGCAUUCCAUGCUGUGAGAAGGACAAUGUGAAAAGGGGACAAUGGACUCCGGAGGAAGAUAACAAGCUCUCCUCCUACAUUGCUCAACAUGGAACCCGCAAUUGGCGCCUUAUCCCCAAGAAUGCUGGUCUCCAGAGAUGUGGAAAGAGCUGCAGGCUAAGGUGGACAAACUACCUUCGUCCUGAUCUCAAACAUGGCCAAUUCUCUGAUUCUGAAGAACAAACUAUUGUGAAGCUUCACUCAGUUUUUGGCAACAGGUGGUCACUGAUAGCAGCACAGCUGCCGGGACGCACCGACAACGAUGUGAAAAACCACUGGAAUACCAAGCUGAAGAAGAAGCUUUCAGGCAUGGGAAUUGACCCUGUGACACACAAGCCAUUCUCACACCUAAUGGCUGAAAUCGCCACAACCUUGGCACCGCCACAGGCAGCGCACCUUGCCGAAGCAGCACUUGGCUGCUUCAAGGAUGAGGUACUCCACCUUCUGACCAAGAAGCCAAUUAGCUUCCAAGGCCAACACUCAACUAUGACACAAGGGAAUAACAUCACAGAUUAUAUUAACUGUAAACCAGAAGAAAAGGAUGACACUGUUGAAAAGAUUAAGCUUGGAUUAUCAAAGGCAAUACAGGAAGAACCUGAAAUGAUGCCCUCAAAUAAGCAUUGGGAUUCCAGUGCAGCUACAUCUGCAAGCUAUGCAAUGUCAUACAGCGUAUUCCCACCCAUGCCCGGGUUUCAGUAUAACCCAGUACCUUUUGGGACUAAAGGGGAUGCUUCACCAUGGAGCCAAAGUGUAUGCACUGGGAGCACAUGCACAGCUGUAGAUCAGCAAAACCAGUUACAUGAAAAGCUUGAAGAAAAUGGGGAUGAUUCCGAAGCUACAAAAGAAAUUAGAAACUUAUCCAAUAUUUUCAACUCAGAUUGUGUCUUGUGGGAUUUACAAGCAGAUGAUCUAAUGAACCCAAUGGUGUAA
This is a messenger RNA of Arachis duranensis, 1680 nucleotides long. Its product is annotated as transcription factor MYB80. Bases 706 to 1680 code for a protein of 324 amino acids. The transcript has 4 exons. The record is from RefSeq and is a predicted model, not a curated record. Lineage: Eukaryota; Viridiplantae; Streptophyta; Magnoliopsida; Fabales; Fabaceae.